Messenger RNA from Dipodomys ordii (Ord's kangaroo rat), 1389 nucleotides. RefSeq names its product tachykinin receptor 3 (gene Tacr3). Gene Ontology annotation, molecular function: tachykinin receptor activity. Gene Ontology annotation, biological process: G protein-coupled receptor signaling pathway; positive regulation of flagellated sperm motility. NCBI's taxonomy places the organism in Eukaryota, Metazoa, Chordata, Mammalia, Rodentia, Heteromyidae. The transcript is spliced from 5 exons. The record is from RefSeq and is a predicted model, not a curated record. Bases 1 to 1389 code for a protein of 462 amino acids. Gene Ontology annotation, cellular component: sperm midpiece; plasma membrane.
AUGGCAUCUUUCCCAGCGGCUGAGACCUGGACCCAGGGCGCCGGGGGCAUGGGUGAAGAUGCCCAGGGGAACCUGAGCGUCACCAGACUGGGGGUCGCGGCGGCCGCAGGGGCCGUGCGCGCCGAGUGGCUCAAUCUGCUGGUCUACACCGGCAACGUCUCCUCCCCGGGGCUGGCGGCGACCCCCGCGCCCUCCCAGCCCCGGGCCAACCUCACCAACCAGUUCGUGCAGCCGUCCUGGAGGAUCGCGCUCUGGUCCCUGGCGUACGGCGUGGUGGUGGCCGUGGCGGUCUUGGGCAAUGUCAUUGUCAUCUGGAUCAUCCUGGCGCACAAGCGCAUGAGGACGGUCACCAACUACUUCCUCGUGAACCUGGCUUUUUCCGACGCCUCCAUGGCUGCCUUCAACACCUUGGUCAACUUCAUCUACGCGCUUCACAGCGAGUGGUACUUCGGCGCCAACUACUGUCGCUUCCAGAACUUCUUUCCUAUCACGGCCGUGUUCGCCAGCAUCUAUUCCAUGACCGCCAUAGCGGUGGACAGGUAUAUGGCCAUUAUUGACCCCUUGAAACCCAGACUAUCUGCUACAGCCACUAAGAUUGUCAUUGGAAGUAUUUGGAUUCUAGCCUUUCUACUUGCUUUCCCGCAGUGCCUUUAUUCCAAAAUUAAAGUCAUGCCGGGCCGUACCCUUUGCUAUGUGCAGUGGCCAGAAGGUCCCAAACAACAUUUCACGUACCAUAUUAUUGUCAUUAUCCUGGUGUAUUGUUUCCCAUUGCUCAUCAUGGGUGUCACCUACACCAUCGUUGGAAUUACUCUCUGGGGAGGAGAGAUCCCAGGGGACACCUGUGACAAGUACCAUGAGCAGCUGAAAGCGAAACGAAAGGUUGUAAAGAUGAUGAUCAUUGUGGUGGUGACAUUUGCUAUCUGCUGGCUGCCCUAUCAUAUUUACUUCAUUAUUACUGCAGUCUAUCAGCAGUUAAAUAGGUGGAAGUAUAUCCAGCAAGUCUACCUGGCUAGUUUUUGGCUGGCAAUGAGUUCCACCAUGUACAACCCGAUCAUCUACUGCUGUCUGAAUAAGAGAUUCAGAGCUGGAUUUAAAAGAGCGCUUCGCUGGUGUCCUUUCAUCCAAGUGUCCAGCUAUGAUGAGCUGGAACUCAAGACCACCAGGUUUCAUCCAACUCGGCAAAGCAGCCUGUACACCGUGACCCGGAUGGAGUCCAUGACAGUGGUGUUUGACCCCAGUGAUGGAGAAAACAUCAAAUCCAGCCGGAAGAAGAGAGCAAUCCCAGGAGACCCAGGCUUCAAUGGCUGUUCCCGCAGGAAUUCCAAAUCUGCCUCCACCACUUCAAGUUUCAUAAGCUCCCCCCAUACCUCUGUGGAUGAAUAUUCUUAA